AUGAAGCGGUCGAAGGCGGGGAACAGGCACGGGCUGCUGGUGCCCAGCAGCACCACGGACCAGGAGCUGCAGCACAUCAGGAACAGCCUCCCCGACUCCGUGCGCAUCCAGCGGGUGGAGGAGCGGCUCUCGGCCCUGGGCAACGUCACCACCUGCAACGACUACGUGGCCCUGGUCCAUCCAGACCUCGACAGGGAGACAGAAGAGAUCUUGGCAGAUGUCCUGAAGGUUGAGGUUUUCAGACAAACGGUAGCAGAUCAGGUGCUGGUAGGAAGUUACUGUGUUUUUAGUAACCAAGGAGGAAUUGUGCAUCCCAAGACAUCAAUUGAUGACCAGGAUGAGCUGUCUUCUCUGCUCCAGGUCCCACUCGUGGCGGGGACGGUGAACCGCGGCAGCGAGGUGAUCGCGGCGGGGAUGGUGGUGAACGACUGGUGCGCCUUCUGCGGGCUGGACACCACCAGCACUGAGCUCUCUGUCAUCGAGAGCAUCUUCAAGCUGAACGAGGCUCAGCCGAGCACCAUUGCCACCAACAUGAGAGACUCCUUGAUUGACAGGUGA
Molecule: messenger RNA, 558 nt
Organism: Chaetura pelagica (chimney swift)
Lineage: Eukaryota; Metazoa; Chordata; Aves; Apodiformes; Apodidae
Gene: EIF6
Product: eukaryotic translation initiation factor 6
Exons: 4
Coding region: 1-558 (185 amino acids)
Biological process (GO): assembly of large subunit precursor of preribosome; maturation of LSU-rRNA; maturation of 5.8S rRNA
Cellular component (GO): cytosol; nucleolus; preribosome, large subunit precursor
Molecular function (GO): ribosomal large subunit binding
Source: RefSeq, a predicted model, not a curated record